GUGACAGUUACGGAAGUUGGAACGUACCUGUCAAAAGCUAGCCAGCAAGAUAAUCAUUUUAACUACCCUCACUGCCUGUUAAUAUUGCAGUUACAGUAGUAAUGGUUUAACAGACAUAAAUAAUGGGAUCAUCAGCAAAACAUUUUGCUCUGAAGCCGUCGAAGACCCUGCUUAUUUUACCCUGUCUGUUUACAUUUUUUCUCGUUGGAAGCCAAGGAGAGAAUACUGCCAUGGACAAUGUCGCCACUGAAAGAAUGGCUGAAGAAAGCCAUAGACAAGACAGUGCCUAUCUACUUAUAUACAUAAUGCUCUUAACACUGACCAUUUUAACUAUAUGGCUGUUCAAACACCGUCGAUUCAGGUUUUUACAUGAAACGGGACUGGCCAUGAUAUAUGGUUUGCUGGCUGGGGUCAUUCUCCGCUUCGGAGUGCACGUACCCCAAAACCUGAACAACGUGACUAUGAGCUGCAGCGUGAACGCCAGCCCCGCGACUCUGCUGGUGAACGCCAGCGGGCGCUUCUACGAGUACACCUUAAAGGGAGAGGUCAGCAGGGGCAAAGGUCACCAAGUCCAGGAUGAUGAGAUGCUGAGGAAGCUGACAUUUGACCCGGAAGUGUUUUUCAAUAUCUUGUUGCCUCCAAUCAUCUUCCAUGCUGGCUAUAGUUUAAAAAGGAGGCACUUCUUCCGGAACAUUGGCUCCAUCCUGACCUAUGCCUUCAUGGGAACAGUCAUAUCAUGCUUCGUCAUCGGGCUCCUGAUGUAUGGCUGUGUGUCGUUCAUGAAGGCCGUCGGACAGAUGGAAGGAGACUUCUUCUUCACUGACUGCCUCUUCUUUGGUGCCAUAGUGUCUGCCACAGACCCAGUCACAGUGCUGGCCAUUUUCAACGAGCUAAGGGUGGAUGUGGACCUGUACGCCCUUCUGUUUGGAGAGAGUGUCCUCAAUGACGCUGUGGCUAUCAUCCUUUCCUCGUCUAUCGGGGCCUACCAGCCCACCGGGGACAACACCCACAGCUUCCAGGCAUCUGCCAUGGGCAAGUCCUUUGGUGUGUUUUUGGUCGUCUUCAGCGGGUCCUUGGCUUUGGGAGUGGCCACUGGGGUCAUGACUGCACUCGUGACCAAGUUCACCAAGCUGAGAGACUUCCCCCUUUUGGAGACGGCCCUCUUCUUCCUCAUGUCCUGGAGCACCUUCCUGCUGGCUGAGGCCUGCGGCUUCACCGGGGUGGUGUCUGUGCUCUUCUGUGGGAUCACCCAGGCUCACUACACCUACAACAACCUCUCCCCCGAGUCCCAGGAAAGAACUAAACAGCUGUUUGAGGUUCUCAACUUCCUGGCAGAGAACUUCAUCUUCUCCUACAUGGGACUAACGCUCUUCUCCUUCCAGUCUCACGUCUUCAACCCCAUGUUCAUCAUCGGAGCCUUCAUAGCAGUAUUCCUGGGGAGGGCAGCCAACAUCUACCCCCUGUCCUUCUUGCUCAACCUCGGGCGUAAGAACAAGAUCAGCUACAACUUCCAGCAUGUCAUGAUGUUCGCAGGUCUGCGCGGGGCCAUGACCUUUGCCCUCUCCAUCCGUGACACGGCCAGCUACGCGCGUCGGAUGAUGUUUUCCACCACCCUGCUCAUCGUGUUCUUCACCGUGUGGCUGUGUGGAGGAGGCACCACCCCCAUGCUGUCCUUCAUGAGCAUCCGAGUGGGCGUCAACUCGGAUCAAGACAACUCUGUGACUGUCCUGGAUGACACUCAGCACAGCAGCACCAAACAUGAGAGUGCCUGGCCCUUCAGGAUCUGGUACAACUUCGACCACAACUACCUAAAGCCUCUGCUGACCCACAGUGGCCCCCCCCUCACUGCCGUCCUGCCGGCCUGCUGUGGACCCCUGGCACACUGCCUCACCAGUACACAGGCCUACGAGAACGACGGCCGUCUGCACGAGGACGACGCCGAGCUGAUCGAGGAGCAGGGCUCCAUUUACGCUGACGUCACCGUCAGCACCGACGCCAGCGGGCGCACCAGCACACUCCGCAAACUGCCCUCCUCCGGGGGCGGGGGCCUGGACGAGGGAUUGGAGGAGGGGCUGGGGGUGGGGCAUGAACUGGUCAUCAGAGGAACACGCCUGGUCCUGCCCAUGGAAGACCCUCCUGAAGCCCCUGUCCGCCUCCUGCCGCCCCCCUCCCUUUCCCACUCUGACCAAAGCUGGCAUAGACUGUGAGAACCCCCUGGUCGGGCUCUCUGUCUCUUCUCUCCACUUCCUGGUUCACAACCAGGGCUUCAUGGGAUUGGUAGUGAAAAGCUUAGCGGUACGCAAACACCUAUGGUCCUGAGAUUCAGUUAAAGCUAAGGUGGUUCUUAGGUGGACCUAACCCACACCCUCCCUAACUUCAGCCACACCUUCUCUGAUACGAACCUAAACCCCACCCUUCCUAUCCUCAACCACACCCUCCCUGGUUGUAACCUCAACUCCACCAUCCUUAACCUUAACCCCACUUUCCCUGCUAGUAACAAUAAUUCCACCUUCCUUAACCUUAACCCCACUUUCCCUGCUAGUAACAAUAAUUCCACCUUCCUUAACCUUAACCCCAUGCAUGCACGCAUGCACGCAUGCACGCAUGCACGCAUCCCUCCAAACCUUAACCCCACUGUCUCUAUUCUUAACCUUAACCAUACCCUCCUUAACCUCGACCCCGUCCUCCCUUGUCCUACCUUCAACGACUCCCUCCAUGGAGCUAGAAAUCUACGCUAGGUGACACUCUUCCAUCUGAGUGACACCAUCUUGCCUCUGCUCUGCACGGACCUUCUCAGCCAUUUUUUGUUGUUGUUAUAUCUUAUUUAAAAAGAUAAUAUAUUUAUUUAUUCAAAGGAUUUUUAUUUUCUUGUGUCACUGUUACGACAUGUUUAAUUUAUUUAUUUACGUAAACCUCUACUAGGGGAACCAGUCACGUGUUCCUCGUUCUCGCUCUCUAGGAUCAAUAUAGGAUAUAGAUGUAUUUGAUGUAUUCAACCUGGAUUAGCCUAUGCCCAGGCAACACCCAAGCUAUGCCCAAGCUGUACUACUCAGCUACCCCCAGUUUGUUUGUGACUAGAACAAGGGUGAUGUAUUGAGGGCUGUCUACUGUUUGAACAAGUGCCUAAUGAUGCUGAUUUGUACAUAUAAGUGGAUAGUGUGCAGUAAAUGGUAGACUGUCAGUGUAAAAGGAUGAAACAAAGGUUGUUGUUUUUUUACAAUGAAAACCUUGUUGUUACCAUGGCGAAUAGUGUGUUAUGUGCUGUAAACAUGUUGUUCACUCAGCAGCUCAAUUCAACAUGCUGUUCUGCGUUUCUAUUUGUUUCUGCGUUCUUUUUCCGGCACUUUCUCUGACCACCAGAGGUCUCUGCAGAUCAGGACCCGCCGUCGAGAACUUCAAUCAAUCUAUAAAGGAACUCAACACUGCACCCUAAACAUUUGUUAAUCCCUGACUACGCUUUUUAUUCCCUGACUAAGCUUGUUAACCCCUGACUAGAUUUGAUCUGUUUUGAGGACACCUGCCCAUAGAUCCUUUGCACUUUUUGGGCCAGAUUAUUUGACUUUUGCUUUUUCAUACCUAUUUUUACAUACCUUAUUUUAAAGAUCUGAAGAAGAAUAAAAACAAAAUGCUACAUACAACAAAAGCCAUGAGCUGUUUAACAUGGUAUGAGCAUGGUUGUAUAGUUACCUGUUAAAAUGCAGAGUUCACAGUAGUUCAGAUGUUAACCCUAAUCCAGCACUGCACUGGUUAAGGAAUCCACCUGUGUCAUUACUGUGUUUGCCUGUCUGGUUGUAAUAGUGCUUAUUGUUUAUUUGUGAAUACAAAGAUGUGAACAGAAGCUAGGAGUUUCAUACAGGAUGUUGUGAUGGGCAGUAAGGGUUUUUCUUACAUACUGUAUACUCUGUAGUAGAGAUGUUUGCUGGAGAAUAAAACAAUUAUAUUC
This is a messenger RNA of Hypomesus transpacificus, 3943 nucleotides long. RefSeq names its product sodium/hydrogen exchanger 6-like. The transcript has 16 exons. Bases 123 to 2207 code for a protein of 694 amino acids. Gene Ontology annotation, cellular component: membrane; recycling endosome. The record is from RefSeq and is a predicted model, not a curated record. NCBI's taxonomy places the organism in Eukaryota, Metazoa, Chordata, Actinopteri, Osmeriformes, Osmeridae. Gene Ontology annotation, biological process: regulation of pH; sodium ion transport; proton transmembrane transport. Gene Ontology annotation, molecular function: sodium:proton antiporter activity.